Molecule: messenger RNA, 2232 nt
Organism: Rotaria socialis
Lineage: Eukaryota; Metazoa; Rotifera; Eurotatoria; Philodinida; Philodinidae
Source: the annotation of a GenBank genome assembly
AUGAAUACUGCUGUUAGAACAGCUGUUGAUACUUUUUCAGGUAUAAUACUUUCGCCUUCUGUUGCUGAAAAUCUCCAUAAUCAAACGUUACAUGCUCUUCGUUUGGUCGAAAAUAAUCUAAGUGGUACAUUUGAACAAUUGAAUGUUAAAUCAUUACAUUCAUCGUCUACAUUAAAUGAAUUAACACAAUAUCCAAAUUUGUUUCGAGAUGAAAUCAAAUCUGUUGAAAAGUUGGAACUACGUAUGGCUAUUAUUGGUACUAUGAAAGCUGGUAAAUCAACAAUAUUGAAUGGAAUUAUGGGUUAUGAUUUGUUACCAUCAAGAAAUACAGCUAUGACAACAUUGCCGACAGAAAUAUUAUUUAGUCAACAUACUGAACAACCAGAAUUAAUAUUAAAGUCAGAGCUGAUAAGUACGAUUGAUGAGAUCAGUAGAAAAUUACAAUUAAAAAGUUCUGAUUGUAAUUUAAGCACUCGGUUGCGAAACGAACAAGAUUUAAUGAUAGUGAUGCAGCAUAUAUCAGCAAACAAACAUAUAACUUUAGAAUUGGUAACGUGUGGGCAAUCAAAAAUUGUUGAUAGUCUAAAAUAUAUUAAUGACGUAGUACUACCACUGCGUCACUCAACUUCGAUCCCACAAGGCGAAUUCAUAAUUGUUGAUACACCAGGACCGAAUGAUAGUAAUUUAACUGCUCACUUGAGGCAAAUUGUUAUUUCAGAACUACAAAAAGCUGCAUUAAUAUUAGUUGCACUUGAAUUCAUUGGUUCAGACUCCACUGCCGAAGUGGAACUAAUGAAAGAUAUCAAAACGAUACAAGAAUAUAGAGAAACGGAUGUCCCAUCGUGUCUAUACGCAUUAGUUAAUAAAAUCGAUCAGUAUAUAGAAGGUAAACAUAAUCCAGUUAAAGAAACGGAGGCCGCAGUAGCAAUGAAAUAUAACAUACCAUUAGCUAAUGUUCAUGGAGUAUCUGCAAUGAACGCUUUAAUAUCAUAUACGUUUCGUCAAGAAUAUGAAGAGAUUAGAAAGAAAUCGGAUGUUACACACGAAAGGUUGAUGAGAGAAACGAAUUCUUACAGAAUGUUUAUGCAGCAAGCUUUAGGUCAAACAUGGGAACAAGCUGCAAAAUAUAUAAAUGCCAAUCUUCUUCCUAAUAUUGCUGAAGAAUUGUGGAAAAAAUCGAAUUAUGAUUCUUUUUUACAUAAUACAUUAGGUAUAGUGAGUCAACAUAUUAUACCGAUAUGUUUAACAACAGCAUUACAGAAAUGCAUUUAUUACAUAGGGAAGUCUUAUGAAAAGAUAAAUAUCAGAAAAUCUUGUUUGGACAUUGGUGAAAAACCAUUACUCGAAACUUUAUCUCGCUUCGAAUAUGUCCAUCAAGAACUCCAUUCGAUUCAAAAGAAGGCAGAAGAAAAUACCCAUCAAUGGCGCUGCGAUAUUAUUAAAUUUGUAGAUGAAUCGUUUGAUGAAGCCGCAAGUAGAAGUAAGCACGUUGUGACGGAGAUUCUCGAUGAUGAAUCCACAGAACAUAGCAGUUCUCAUUGGAAAAAAUUACUUAUUGGUAAAGAUAUCUUGUAUUUUAAUACAAAAGACGAUGCAGAUUUAUUUUUCGAAACGUUUUUCUACAGCAUCAAAGACGUCAGCGAAAGUUUAAUGCAUGCAUUAAACUGGAGCAUAUAUGAAAAAGUAAAUAGAAUGUGUUUCGCUUUUCAAAACCACCUGCAAUUGGCAACCAACGAUAUUUGUGACAGCAUUGGCAUGCAUCUAAAAUUAUUGCUUGGUUUCGAAGUAAUACACUUCGAAAGUGUUUCAAAACUGUUGAAUAUUACCAACUUUUCAAGCGCUCUUACAGAAACACAAGUAGUGGUAUCCCGGAGGCUAUGGUAUUUUUUAUGGUUGAUUAAAGGCAAAUGCCAAGUAAAAAUGAAUCAACUAUCAAAGAAGCAAUUAGAACAUACUGCGGUAGACACGUUGAAAGAAAAUUUUAAAAAAUUAAAACAGUAUGCAAUCGAUGAAACAGAAAAUAGAUUACAGAAAGUGUUCCGCUCGCAUUUCGAUUCAAUCGAAAAGUAUUUGUUAGAACAAUCCAAUAAUAUACAAAUGGCCCUCGACGAUAAAAAACUGGAAAAAAAAGCGAUGGAAAAUCAAUUUAAUGAUCUUUUGAAUACAUUAAGUAUAAACAAAGAUUAUAUUGAAAAUACCUUAAAAGAAAUCAAUAAAUAUUUCAAAAACUGA